Molecule: messenger RNA, 2353 nt
Organism: Thlaspi arvense
Lineage: Eukaryota; Viridiplantae; Streptophyta; Magnoliopsida; Brassicales; Brassicaceae
Source: the annotation of a GenBank genome assembly
UAACAAAUAAUAGGUUAAACUACGGCCCAGUUUUGGCUAGUAGUAAUCAGCCCACUAAACAAGGUUGUCUGUCUCGUCUCCGUCCUUUACCAACUUCUUCUUCAAGCUCUGCUAAACCCUGGCCGUGAUAAACCCUAAGCCGUUAACCGUCGCUAUGGCUCCUCUUACGCGCAAUAAGAAGAAAGGACCAAAGUCUCAGACUCCGCCACGGAAUAAGAGGACGAAUUCGAAUACCACGCUUCCACUGAAGAAAGCGGCGAAAUCUCACAAGCCUCCAUCGAAGAAGCAGAGGAAGGGUAUUUCGGAGGAAAAGCCCCUCGAGAAGCCUGAAGUUUCCACGGGAGAGGAAGAAGAAGAAGAGAAUGAGCAGUCUGAUGAAGGAGAUGAAUCAGGUUCUGACUUUUCCUCAGAUGGUGAUGGAGAAGAAGAUGAGGAUGUGGAUACAGAACCCUUGGCCGACGAAUUUCUUGACGGCAGCGAUGAUGAAGAGGGACCUCUGGGUUCUGAUUCGGAUUCUGACUCUGAUGGAGCCGAUCUCGUGAAGCAAAGUAAAGCUAUUGACGAAGAACGCAAAAGGCAGGAGCAAGAUGCAGAAGAUGAAUUCCAGAUGAACAUUAAGGAACAACCUGAUGAGUUUCAGCUACCAACCAAAAAGGAACUUGAAGAAGAGGCACGUCGGCCACCAGAUCUUCCUAGCUUGCAAGCGAGGAUAAAAGAGAUUGUUAGAGUGCUGUCGAAUUUUAAGGAUUUGAGGCCAGAAGGAGCCAAGAGGAAGGAUUUUAUUGAACAGCUUAAAGCUGAUCUUCGUUCUUAUUACGGCUAUAAUGAGUUUCUUAUUGGAACUCUUGUUGAGAUGUUUCCACCUGUUGAACUCAUGGAACUGAUCGAGUCUUUUGAAAAGAAACGGCCUACAUCUAUACGUACCAACACUCUUAAGACUCGGAGACGGGAUCUGGCUGAUGUACUUUUGAACAGAGGAGUUAAUCUAGACCCAUUAAGCAAGUGGUCAAAAGUUGGACUUGUCGUUUAUGAUUCACAAGUUCCAAUUGGUGCAACUCCUGAGUAUUUGGCUGGUUUCUAUAUGUUGCAAAGUGCUAGUUCCUUCUUGCCAGUGAUGGCUCUUGCUCCUCGAGAGAAAGAACGGGUUGUGGACAUGGCUGCUGCCCCUGGUGGUAAAACAACUUAUGUUGCUUCCCUAAUGAAAAACACUGGCAUAAUAUAUGCAAACGAGAUGAAAGUACCUAGGCUUAAGUCACUUUCCGCCAAUCUGCAUCGCAUGGGGGUGACAAAUACCAUAGUUUGUAACUUUGAUGGAAGAGAGCUACCCAAGGUUUUGGGUCAGAACUCGGUCGAUAGAGUGUUGUUGGAUGCUCCUUGCAGUGGAACUGGAGUUAUAUCAAAAGAUGAAUCAGUCAAAACUUCCAAAAGUGUUGAUGACAUAAAGAAAUUUGCUAAUUUGCAAAAGCAACUUAUACUUGCCGCUAUUGACUUGGUGGACGCCGAUUCUAAAACAGGUGGAUAUGUUGUUUACUCAACAUGCUCAAUUAUGAUUCCCGAGAACGAAGCUGUAAUCGACUAUGCUCUAAAAAAGAGGGAUGUCAAACUCGUUCCAUGUGGACUUGAUUUUGGCCAAGCAGGAUUUGUUAGAUUUAGAGAACACCGGUUCCACCCUACUUUAGAGAAGACCAGACGUUUCUAUCCUCACGUACACAACAUGGACGGAUUCUUUGUGGCAAAGCUGAAGAAGAUGAGUAAUGCAAAGCAGGCCUCAGAAGGUGAUGAGCCGGUUGAAAGAAUAGAGAAAGCUCAGGUGUCUAGUGAUGACGAUGAUGAGGCUGAGGCCAUUAAGGAGUUGGAGAAGCCUUCUGCUGCCAGUGGGAAACCCAAGCUAGAGAAGAAGAAACAAAUAAUUCCAAGCUCAAAGGAGAACAACAAAGGCAAAAAGAAAACCGGAAAUGGUAAUGUGGAAGAACCCAGGAAGCAAAAGAAGAAGAGAUCACAAUGGAAGGCUGAAACUAGGGCUGGCAAAAAAACACCAUAACCGAAAAUAAACCAAAAUACGUGAUUUGGUUUGGUUAUGGUAUAACUAUAACCUAAAAAAUCCAUGUGAUGAUUAUUUUUUGUUAAGAUUUUGGUUUCGGUUUGAUUUAGUAGUAUACAAUGGCUUUUGUACUGUAGUUUAGUUAAUCCACUUAGCAACCCAACAUUAAUAGACUAAAAACUAUGAGAAAGAAAGAGCGACACUCACUCCUAUGGCCUCGAACAAAAGUUUUUGUAUCAAUCUCAUGAGAUUAUUGUGUGAAGCUGUUUCUACUGUUUCUGUUAUUUAAUGUUGGAGUAUAAAUUAGUUGAG